Pestalotiopsis fici W106-1 is the source of this 1254-nucleotide messenger RNA. RefSeq names its product DNA damage-inducible protein 1. The record is from RefSeq and is a predicted model, not a curated record. The coding region runs from base 1 to 1254 and encodes 417 amino acids. Lineage: Eukaryota; Fungi; Ascomycota; Sordariomycetes; Amphisphaeriales; Sporocadaceae. The transcript is spliced from 2 exons. Gene Ontology annotation, biological process: proteolysis. Gene Ontology annotation, molecular function: aspartic-type endopeptidase activity; protein binding.
AUGACCAUCGAGGCCCUGCGCAGCUCCAUCGAGGCCGAGGGCAUCCCCGAGCCGACGCAGCACAUAUACCACAACGGCCAGCUGAUUACAGACAAAUCAAAGACUCUUCAGGACCUGUCCAUCACGGACGGCGACAUGCUCGCACUACAUAUCCGCGACAUGCGGGGUAGCGCAGGCCUCGCUGCCGCACACGCCCAGCAGCAACACCAACAGCGCGGGAGCGCGGCCGGUAUGGCCCAGGACCCCGAGCUCAUCCGCUUGCAAGUCCUCGGUGACGCGCGCCUGCGCGCAGAACUCCAGCGAACUUCCCCUCAACUGGCCGCUGCACUGGAAGACUCGCGCCGUUUCGCCCAGCUCUUUCGUGAACUUGCCGACCAGCAGGAAGAGGCCCGCCUGUCCAGAAUGCGUGAGAUCGAGCAGCUCAACAACGAUGAGUUCAACCCUGAGGCUCAGGCACGCAUUGAGGAGAUCAUUCGCCAGCAAGGCGUUACCGAGAACUUGCAGAAUGCAAUGGAAUACAAUCCAGAGUCCUUUGGACGUGUGCACAUGCUCUAUGUCGACGUCAAGGUCAACGGCGUAAAGGUCAAGGCCCUCGUCGAUUCGGGUGCCCAAGCUACUAUCAUGUCUCCAUCGUGCGCUGAAGCUUGCCACAUCAUGCACCUUGUGGAUAAGCGGUUCGCUGGCGUAGCACGAGGAGUGGGAACGGCCGCCAUCAUUGGCAGAGUGCACUACACAAUGCUCCAAUUAGGAAGUAUACAUUUACCCGCUGCCUUCACCGUCAUGGAGGGCAAGCAGGUCGAUUUGCUGUUGGGGCUGGACAUUCUCAAGGGUCAUCAGGCAACAAUCGAUUUGGCCCGCAACAAGCUCAUUAUCCAGGGUGAGGAGGUUGACUUUCUUGGUGAGGCGGAUGUUCCCAAAGAGACAGAGGAGGCCGUCAAUGAAGAACCUACCGUGCAAGGUCCUGGCGGCACGACAAUUGGUGCUCGUUCUGGCGCCGUCACAGCUGGUUCAUCGGCACCACCCGCCCGUCCGGCUCCAGCGGCAGCCUCGAGCCAUGCUCCGAUACACACUCCCCAGUCUACAGCACCGCCCAGUGCUCGUCAACCGCCCCAGCAGGCUGCCACCACCUUCCCCGAAUCCGAUAUCCAGACACUGAUAGACCUGGGUGCUACCAGACAACGAGCCAUUCAAGCUUUGCAGUUCACAGGCGGCAAUGUUGAAUUUGCUGCCAAUGUCAUCUUCCAGGAAAUGUGA